Pistacia vera is the source of this 1652-nucleotide messenger RNA. RefSeq names its product alpha-1,3-arabinosyltransferase XAT3-like. Lineage: Eukaryota; Viridiplantae; Streptophyta; Magnoliopsida; Sapindales; Anacardiaceae. Gene Ontology annotation, molecular function: glycosyltransferase activity. The record is from RefSeq and is a predicted model, not a curated record. The transcript has 3 exons.
UGAGGAAUCGCCGCUUGACACUAAACCCUUCUCUAUCUAUGGCUUUCAGAUAUUAACUAAUUUCUCAAUCUACUCCAUUCCCAGAAGAGGAGGAUUUUAUAACUCUAAAAUCAUGAAGAAAGUGGUUUUCUAAUUUCUACUUUCAACCUGAUACGGCGAUACCCGGAUCGCAUUGAUGUUGAAUACGGAAGCUUAAAACUGCUGGGUGCAUACUCUCUGUGGAGAUCAAUUAUUAACGAUAUCAUUUAUAAAGUUAGUAUCAAUGAAGAAACAAAAUUCGGUGACUACGGUGACUGCCUGUUUGGUCUUCUUUGUGUUCUUCUUCAUGUUGCAGUGCAACCUCUCUAUCAUAUCGAAAUUAAACCUAUCACAUUCAACCAGAAUUCAUCAAGACAAAAAUGACCUAGAACUGAAAUCAACAAGCAAGUUGGACCAACUUCCUCAGCCACCUUCUCAAUCCCCACAAAUCAGCUGCGAUAGAUCUCACCAUAAUUAUGAUUUAUGCGCAAUCACCGGUCCUACAGUUCUUGACUCCACAACAUCUAUUUUGUUCCUUGUCGACUCUUCCACCUCAACACCGCCUUCAAUUGUUGAAAAAAUUAGGCCUUACCCUCGAAAAUGGGAGAAGUUUAUGAUGAACAGAAUCAAAGAACUCACCAUAACAUCAAGCCCAGAAAAUCCAAAAUGUGAAGUGCAGCACCAUGUUCCAGCUUUAGUAUUUAGUGUAGGUGGGUACACUGGAAACUUCUGGCAUGAAUUUAACGACGGGUUCAUUCCCCUCUUUAUAACCGUCAACUCAAUCUUCCCUGAUCAAGAUUUUGUUCUUGUUAUCAGUAAAGCUCGUGAUUGGUGGGUUAACAAGUAUGCAGAUUUAUUACAAACAUUCAGCAAGUAUCCUAUCGUAAAACUGGACGAUGAUAACACCACUCAUUGUUUUCCUUCUGCCACUUUGGGUCUUAUCUCACAUGGUUUCAUGACUAUAGAUCCUGCUUUGAUGCCAAAUUCAGAAACCUUCACUCAUUUUCGCGCCUUCCUCGACAAAGCUUAUGGCAAUGGCCGAACCCACCCAAUACUAAAGCGCAAGUCUCCGGUGGCUAGGCCGCGGCUUGUGUUGCCGAGUCGCAAAGGUAGCCUCGGACGUGCUAUCUUAAAUCAAGAUGAAGUAAAACGUGUUGCGGAGGAAGUAGGUUUUGAUGUUAUUGUAUUUACACCAACUGCGAAGACCUCAUUGCGCGAAGCUUAUGCUCUUAUAAAUUCAAGUCAUGCUAUGGUUGGGGUACACGGUGCAGCUCUAACGCAUUCAUUGUUUCUUCGGCCGUGAUCGGUGUUCGUGCAGGUGGUGCCGUUAGGGCUUGAAUGGGUUGCGGAGGUGUGUUUCGCGAAAUCAGCUAGGGCUAUGGGGUUAAAUUAUAUGGAAUAUAAGAUCAAUGCAGAGGAGAGUAGCUUGGUGGAAAAGUAUGACAGGAAUGAGUUAUUGAUAAAGGAUCCAGGUGCUUUUCGAGGAAAUAAUUGGUCCGAAGCUAUUAUGAACAUAUAUUUGAAGGAGCAAAAUGUUAAUUUUGAUUUGGUUAGAUUUAGAGAAUAUACGAAGGAAAUGUAUAAGAAGGCCAAACAAUUUAUGGACAGGGAAGGGUAGUUUUGUCAUUUGUGUG